Messenger RNA from Merops nubicus (carmine bee-eater), 1538 nucleotides. RefSeq names its product negative elongation factor complex member A (gene NELFA). Gene Ontology annotation, cellular component: NELF complex. Gene Ontology annotation, biological process: negative regulation of transcription elongation by RNA polymerase II. The record is from RefSeq and is a predicted model, not a curated record. NCBI's taxonomy places the organism in Eukaryota, Metazoa, Chordata, Aves, Coraciiformes, Meropidae. The transcript is spliced from 10 exons. The annotation marks the transcript as partial.
AUGAAAGGGGCACUGACUGAAAUUAUCCAGCUCGCUACCUUGGAUUCAGACCCCUGGGUCUUAAUGGUAGCUGAUAUUUUAAAAUCCUUUCCAGAUACUGGCUCCCUUAACCUUGAUCUUGAAGAACAGAAUCCCAAUGUUCAAGAUAUUUUAGGAGAGCUUAGAGAAAAAGUAAGCGAAUGUGAAACUUCAACGAUGUUGCCGUUGGAAUGCCAGUACUUAAACAAAAAUGCCUUGACAACACUAGCUGGGCCACUUACCCCCCCAGUGAAACACUUCCAGCUGAAAAGGAAACCAAAAAGUGCCACUCUCAGAGCUGAACUCUUGCAGAAAUCAACAGAAACUGCACAACAGCUCAAGAAGACUGCAGGAGUGCCUUUCCAUGCCAAAGGCAGGGGACUGGUCAAAAAGAUAGAUACGACAACACCACUUAAAGGAAUACCAAAACAAGCUCCAUUCAGGAGUACUUCAGCACCUAGUGUAUUUAGUCCUUCUGGAAACAGAACUCCCAUUCCUCCUUCAAGAACACCUCUGCGCAAAGAAAGAGGAGUAAAGCUUCUAGAUAUCUCUGAGCUGGAUAUGGUGGGUGCUGGCCGUGAAGCAAAGAGAAGAAGAAAGACAUUAGAUACAGAAGUUGUGGAAAAGCAAGCCAAAGAAGAAACAGUAGUAGAAAAUGCUACCCCAGAUUAUGCUGCUGGCCUUGUGUCUACACAGAAACUUGGCUCGUUGAACAAUGAGCCUGCACUACCUUCUACAAGUUACUUACCUGCUACCCCCAGCGUGGUGCCAUCUUCCUCUUAUAUCCCAAGCUCGGAAACACAGCCAGCUGGCUCUGCACGAGAGGCCUUGCAGACUAACAGGCAGACUGAAGAGCCUGCUGCUCCAAAUGCUACGACAACUCUUCCUGCACAAUUCAAACAAAGAACACCCAUGUACAAUAGUAACUCUAAUCCACCUGUGACUACACCUACCUCACCCCUAACCCCUGCCACGCCUCCUGCCAUUUCCCCUGCGGCACAGGCGCCACAAGCAGCCCCCCAGAUGCAGCAGCAGCCGCCACCGAAAAAAAGCCUCUCUCUCACAAGGGAGCAAAUGUAUGCUGCGCAGGAAAUGUUCAAGACUGCAAACAAAGUUACAAGGCCAGAAAAGGCUCUUAUACUUGGAUUCAUGGCAGGAUCCAGAGAGAAUCCUUGCCAAGAGCAAGGUGACAUCAUCCAAAUUAAACUUAGUGAGCAUACAGAAGAUUUACCAAAGGCAGAUGGCACUGGCAGCACCACGAUGUUGGUUGAUACGGUCUUUGAAAUGAACUAUGCUACUGGUGAAUGGACCAGAUUCAAGAAGUACAAGCCUAUAACUAAUGUUUCCUAAGAGAUGCAGUAACAGCAGACUGGACCAAAUCAAGCUUAGAGUCAAGCAGCUCAUAGAGUAUGUCAACUGUACACAUGAAUGCCAUUUUGUACAUUUAUUACGCUCCAGAGUAGAAGUUGCUGUGGCUCUUCAACCUUACUGGGCUCAGUGAACAGAGAAGAUGGUGUCAA